Cottoperca gobio is the source of this 1594-nucleotide messenger RNA. RefSeq names its product complement factor H-like. Bases 71 to 1441 code for a protein of 456 amino acids. Lineage: Eukaryota; Metazoa; Chordata; Actinopteri; Perciformes; Bovichtidae. The record is from RefSeq and is a predicted model, not a curated record. The transcript has 9 exons.
CUGCAGCUGGGGACAAAUAUAUAGGAGUUGACCUCAGUUAGACUUUGUCACUGCGGAGCUGCUCGUCGAAAUGCAAUUGUGUUUAAUCCUUUUGUUUCUCCAACUGUGGGGGAGCGUGGAAAUUACUUUAUCACAGAAUGCAUGUUCAAAGCUCCCAGAUGUUCCUCACGCCCAUGUGUCAGAGGAGACCCAAAAAGCUGAGUACCAAGAAGGAAACGUGAUACAUUUCACUUGUGAAACUGGUUAUAUAUCGGGUCCAACCAUCAGAUAUGUAUGUAUAAGCGAAGGGUGGUAUACAGUCCGUCAUGGAAAGUGCUACUUAAAGCCAUGUGUACUUCCUGAUGACACUCCAAAUGGCUAUUAUCAAAUUACCCACGGUGAAGACUUUGUUUUUGGAACAACAAUCAAAUACUUUUGUAAUGAAGGGUAUCAAAUGGUGAGUAAGGAUGACACCAGGACUUGUUUUCUGGACAAAUGGACCCAUCACGUGCCAAUAUGUGAACCUUUGAGCUGCAACCCCCCGUCUGCAGAUGGAGGGCUCAUAGUAAAAAAUGCACCAGAAAAUGACAAUCCCAUACUUCCUGACCGCUUCCUCACAUUCAGCUGUGAUGGUCCUGGGAAAUAUCUGAAUGGAAGUUCAGUGCUGAUAUGUGGUAAAGAUGGACAGUGGGACAAAACAUUCCCCUCUUGUGAAGACAUCACUUGUGAUCCUGGCGUGAUGCUCCCUGGACUCAAUGUAGCUGGACAACCACCAUCAAAUGAAACGAUGAAGGUUGGACAUAAAUUACGAUUUUACUGCGACAAUGAAUACACAAUAGAUGGCUCUGAAGAAAUUGAAUGUUUACAAACUGGGAAGUGGAAUGCCGCCUUUCCAACUUGCGCUGAAAAAUGCAAAGUCGCAGAUGUAUCAGACAGCGUACGCCUCAACACAUAUGUACCAAACAAACAACUAAGAAAAGGACAACAUUUGAGGUUUGAAUGCCGCAAUCAAAGAGACUUUAUCCGGGGGAAUGACGUCAUUGAAUGUUUGGCAAACGGACAGUGGAGUGAUCUCUUCCCAACAUGCGGAGCUCCUUUGAAUUGUGGAAAAGCACCAAACCUUGCAAAUGGAGACACCCGGGAAAGUCUUCGUUUCCAGUACAGACAUAGCGAAAGGGUUGAAUACAUCUGUCAGAACUACUACAUCAUGGAGGGUGAGCCUCGCAAAACCUGCAUCAAUGGUAAAUGGAGUGGACAGAUGAGAUGCCUCAAACCCUGCACUGUGGAUAGACAAACCAUGAGCACAUAUAAUAUUGACUUCUAUUAUGGCAGUGACAAUAAACUGUAUUCAACCCAUCUUGAUGAAAUCCAGUUCAGGUGUACCACAGGAAGGCCUAACGGCAGAUUGAGCAUGCGUCAGAGAUGUGUUGAUGGUGUGAUGGACCUGCCAACUUGCCAGUAAAGCUUUUUUAGUCAACUGGAUGUCAUAACCAUAAGCUGCCUGGACAAACAUGUACAUGAUUAACCAAAGUAAAGAGUUAGACAAGUUAUGUCCUGAUCCAGUGUCUAUACUCCAGUGCUAUGUGUGGCCAUUUUAAUAAAACAUAUAUUUUCA